AUGGCAAAAAUACGACUGCCACCAGCCUGGGAGAGUGCACCCGAUAUUCUGAGGACGGAUUCGCCUCCACAGAACCAACAAGCACGCCCACACGCCAGACCAAGCCCAGUACUUGGAUCCCGCACACGCCACCAAAGCAAAACACGCAUCUCUCGGCGUAGCACAUAUCCAAAGCAACGUGAAAGCCAAUGGGUCCAGUACAGAGACGGAUCACCCCAAAUUCUACCUGCCAGAGAAGGCAUGCCAGAUCCUCCAUAUCCGGUCACACCCCCACCACUCGAGCGCCCUCAACCCGUGUUGCCACAGAUUGGCUAUCGAGCACCAACCCCGCUACCAGCUUUGAUACCUCCAAGCGCGGACGGUCCGGUACAGAGACCAGACAACAAGCCAUCUCGGGUGCUGCAACGUCAGCGAGACUGUGCGCGCCAGCUCGAUGCUUCGCUGUCAACGCUCGGCCUCUCAGCCCUGGCCUCGGGGUCGAUACUGUUGGUCUCAGCUAUCCUGUUCGUGCGCAGCGUGAUGACCGGCAUACCCCGUGCAGUUGCAGGGAGAUCAGCACUGACCGUCUUCUUCGCUCUCUCGGUGGCAGCCUUCAUCAUCUCUUUCGGGUUGAUCUUGGGUGUGCUAUGUCGGAGGGCAAGAGCAACCAAAAGUGCUGUCGCCAGAGCACAAGCAAGACAAGAGAUUGAGUUGGAGACAAGAUCGCGCGCGAGUGACGGCAGGCUACCCAUGUACGACUUCGGUAGACGCAACGCAAUCUGUGAGCUUCAUGACGAGCCAGAAGUAGCGGUUGGUGGUCGUUCUACCAUAUUCCUUCGGAUACCGGACGAGAGCGUAGUCAUCAAUCGUCGUUUUGCACCACCUAUCCGGGUCGCUCCAAGACAUCUGUCCGAAAUGCCCUUCUCACGACCCCCGACGCCACACCCGAGGCCACCUUUGUCGCCUCUCUUGCCGCCUGUGCCUAGCACACCUCCUCCACCCAUAUCCGAACGCAACCCUGCCCGUCUGCUAGUGGCUGCCAAGAAGGCCAAAGAUCGUACCGAUGCCGAUGCUCUGGGCACGACCGCACAUCCCAGUCCAGAUUCAGGAGUUUCGCCGAAAACACACCCUUCCAGGGCUGUCUCAAUGAACAACCGUGGUGGCACUGUUUCCAGUCGUUCGACCCAAAUGUUCAACCAGCACAUGCUCACGGCAGGGACUCGCGAAUUGCAAGCUUACCUUGAUGCGUCAUCGAAUUCCAGCUUGAAUACUCUUGCCGCAUACCAACACAGCAAGAGUGACUCAUCCUCCACUGAAGAGAUCAUGAGUAACGAUCGUAGCGUGUACAGCGAUGUCAACGAUCAAGUAGGUGACGAGGAGAGUCAAGUCUGCGAAGCAUCCGUGCUGAGUAUGCGGAAGGUGGGCAAGGCACGUGAGUGUUACAUUCCAGCUUCAAAGAGAGAUGCAUCUAUGCCCAAGUCCCCCGAGACCAAGAAGCAGCGACGCUCGAAGCUCGAAGUAUACACAGAUACUCCACGACCAGAUACUGAGAGCUUCGAAGCACGCAAGCAUCGAAUUACGAUGAAUGCACUGCCAAGUGCACCUCUACCGCUUGCCGCUCAGAGUACCAAGGACGUCGAACUUGCAGUCAGGAGGCCGCACAGCUUGAGCCCGAAGAAGCUGACAGGAUUCAUCGCGAAGCCCAAGACCAUCGGGCUAGGCAUCUCCAUCGGCAAAGGGCAGAACAAGGAGAACACAGAACCUGAUCAGGUCGAGGUGGGGACUUGGAGUGCGCUAGGCGAUCACUAA
Molecule: messenger RNA, 1788 nt
Organism: Aureobasidium namibiae CBS 147.97
Lineage: Eukaryota; Fungi; Ascomycota; Dothideomycetes; Dothideales; Saccotheciaceae
Exons: 1
Coding region: 1-1788 (595 amino acids)
Source: RefSeq, a predicted model, not a curated record